AUGGAUCGAAUCAUUUUUCCACCGCCACCGGUCACUUCAAACUAUCAGGGAGAGCCGGAGAAGAUCGCCCAGUCGACAGACAUGAUGAUCAAAAGAACAACGGACGCACGGAAAAUGAUAGAGGAACUUCUGCAGAUGCUCGAAUUGCAGGAUAAAUGUCCGUGGUAUGUGAAUCUGGAUUAUUUUCCUGAAUGAGAGUUUGCGUUCUAUUCAGGCCUGACAUGCUGGAAAAAUUCUCUUCAUUGGCGUCGGCCAUGUCGAGUCUGCAAUCUUCCGUUCGAAAAAGCGGACUUCCGCACGGACACGAGGACUACGGACAGUUCCUGCGAUCACAUGUCCUUGUUCCGCAGAGAUUGCAGUACGAACCGGAUGAGGCGCUCCAGGUAGCACAGAAAAUCGGGAAUACCUUAAAAUGACCGCAAAAACUUCUCAGAGAGCCACACAAAAUCGAGUUUACUCGUGGAACCACGACCUGGUGCCAGAGUAUCUGCGGACGAAGGCGAAUCCAGAAAUGGAGAAUGAGGAGGCUUUGUUGGAAUCGGAGAAAGCGUCAAAGGGCGCUGAUCUGGUCAGUCGUCAGUUGACUGCCUACAACAAGAACAUCGACGGAUUGCUCGCCAAUCUGGCCAGUAUCGACCGAUUGCACGCUGAAGCCUCUCUUGAUAAGGUAAGCCCACCGACUUUCUAAUCCUGGGGUUAUGAAAAAUAUCAAUUCCAUUAAAUUGAGUCAACUUUGUCAGUCCGUUGUCCUCUAGACCUGAAGGUAACUUGCUUGUUCACCGGCGUGCGUUGACGAACUCGAUUCCCUUCUUCUACCCAAAAUGACGAAACUUUGCUCGAUGACUGUGUGUGUUCCGAGCUAUUCCACGUCGAUCGACGAUUUACUACACCGUCGAUCGACACGCUCGGAUCCGCAGAGCCUGUGAAUCGCAUUACGAUAAGAUCUGAUUGGAUUUGAAAGAGGGCGAGACGGCGACCGCAUCAUUUUAUCUUGAUUGCCUCGUGGUCUCGAGGUCGACGGACAGACAGAAAUGAAUGGGAUAAAAAGAUGAGAAAGAUCGGAGUUCUCACGAUGGAAUCGCCCCUGGAAAAGGGAACAUUGGAAAAAAAAUAUGAAAAUAAGCAAUAGGAACUAGCUGAGAGAGAAAAUAGCCGUCUGUAUAGUUGAUUUAGUUGAUUAGUAUAGUUGAUAGUUGGUUAAGCGCUCUGUACCUCUCAAAAACAAAAUCACUUUCAGCCAGCUCACAACAAAGAAGAGACGGCCAGAUUGGUGAAAUCAGUGCUGACCGGCGAAGGAAUGCGCACUCACCGCCCCGCCAUGGGCCCUCCACAGCCACAACCUGCUCAGACUCCCGUUCCUUCCACUCCUGUGGCUCCUCUUCAACAAAUACAACAGCAGCCGGCAUCCCAGAUGAUGAGCAACAUUCAGCACCAAAUGCCCAUGGACUAUCAGAAUUCACAGCUCCGUCAGCAUCUCAUGGGUCCGGGACAACAGCAGCAACAGCCUCCGCAAGGCACAUGCCGAUGUUCCAGCACAUACAUCCCCAACAACAACUUCAGCAUCAGCCACAGUAUCCGCAUCCGCACCAGCAGCAACAGAUACAUUCUCAACAGCAGAUGCAUCCUCAACAGAUGCAUCCUCAACAGAUUCAUCCGCAACAACAGAUGCAUCCGCAGCAGCAAAUGCAUCCACAGCAGCAAAUGCAUCCUCAGCAGCAGAUGCAUGCUCAGAUUCCGAGCCAAAUGGGUACGUCUUCUCAGCGAGUGCAUUUCUUCUCAUUUCCGCUCUCCUCUUUUUCGUCUCAUUUCCAUUUCGCGAGUAAACAGCCUCUCGUCUCUCUUUUCACUUGAAUAAUCUCGAGAUUAGCGCGAGCUUAUCAUAAUGGCGCGCGCACUUCAAUUCCUAGAGAAUCGAUAACAACGUCCGCAAGAUUUUCAGGAUUGGGACCCAUGA
Messenger RNA from Caenorhabditis sp. 36 PRJEB53466, 1954 nucleotides. The record is from the annotation of a GenBank genome assembly. NCBI's taxonomy places the organism in Eukaryota, Metazoa, Nematoda, Chromadorea, Rhabditida, Rhabditidae.